CUAAGCACCCCUCCCUCUGGGGUGUGCCCUGCCCCUCCCUGAGUCACACCAAGGAGAGAGAGGAAAAGGGAAGAAAGGAAGAGGCACUGACUACAGAAGGAAAGGGAAGCAGAGGAGGAGAGAAGCCACGUAGGAGUUGGUGACAGAGAAGACCAGAGAGGGCAGACCUAGGGCAUCUCUAGGACGGAGAGAUCAAGAGAGGGCAGGCUGAGCAUCCCAACGAGCGCCCAGAGCACAGGACCCAGGGGCGGGGAGCCAAGGGGGCGGGCUGGCCAUGUCCCACGGGACCUACUAUGAGUGUGAGCCUCGGGGUGGCCAGCAGCCACUUGAGUUCUCAGGGGGUCGAGCUGGACCCGGGGAGCUGGGGGACAUGUGUGAGCAUGAGGCUUCCAUCGACCUCUCCGCCUACAUCGAAUCUGGGGAAGAACAGCUACUUUCUGACCUCUUUGCCAUGAAGCCAACGCCUGAAGCCCGAAGCCUUAAGGGCCCAGGAACCCCUUCUUUCCCUCACUAUCUGCCGGCUGACCCUCGGCCAUUUGCCUAUCCCUCACACACAUUUGGCCCAGAUAGGAAAGCUGUGGGGCCUGGCAUCUACAGCAAUCCAGGGAGCUACGACCCCAGGGCUGUGGCGGUGAAGGAGGAGCCACGAGGGCCAGAGGGCAACCGAGGCGCCAACCGAGGCAGCUACAAUCCCCUGCAGUACCAAGUGGCACACUGUGGGCAGACUGCGGUGCAUCUCCCCCCGACCCUGGCAGCACCUGGCCAGCCCCUGCGCGUCCUCAAGGCCCCUGUAGCUGCUGCUGCCCCUCCCUGCAGCCCCCUUCUCAAGGCACCCUCCCCUGCUGGCCCCUCACAUAAGGGCAAGAAGGCAGUGAACAAAGACAGCCUGGAGUACCGGCUGCGACGCGAACGCAACAACAUCGCGGUGCGCAAGAGCCGGGACAAGGCCAAGAGGCGCAUUAUGGAGACACAGCAGAAGGUGCUGGAGUACAUGGCUGAAAAUGAGCGUCUGCGCAGCCGUGUGGACCAGCUUACCCAGGAGUUAGACACUCUGCGCAACCUCUUCCGCCAGAUCCCUGAGGCUGCCAGCCUCAUCAAGGGUGUCGGGGGCUGCAGCUGAGCCUGCCUGGCAGACUGUGAGCACCAGACCCUAAGGACCCCGCCCACCCUCCUAGGUCCCCAGAGUCCUGAAUAGGCCAAGCCUGAGACAGAGAUCAUGGACGAUGGCAGCCAGUAACUGGGAAGGUCAGGACCAAAAUGAUACUGUGGCUGAAUAAACUGCACUGUGACUCGA
Grammomys surdaster is the source of this 1294-nucleotide messenger RNA. RefSeq names its product CCAAT enhancer binding protein epsilon (gene Cebpe). Lineage: Eukaryota; Metazoa; Chordata; Mammalia; Rodentia; Muridae. The coding region runs from base 275 to 1120 and encodes 281 amino acids. Gene Ontology annotation, biological process: regulation of transcription by RNA polymerase II; DNA-templated transcription; myeloid cell differentiation. The record is from RefSeq and is a predicted model, not a curated record. The transcript is spliced from 2 exons. Gene Ontology annotation, molecular function: RNA polymerase II cis-regulatory region sequence-specific DNA binding; DNA-binding transcription factor activity, RNA polymerase II-specific.